Molecule: messenger RNA, 2749 nt
Organism: Colletotrichum scovillei
Lineage: Eukaryota; Fungi; Ascomycota; Sordariomycetes; Glomerellales; Glomerellaceae
Product: ferrochelatase
Exons: 2
Coding region: 140-1459 (439 amino acids)
Biological process (GO): heme biosynthetic process
Molecular function (GO): protoporphyrin ferrochelatase activity
Source: RefSeq, a predicted model, not a curated record
CCAGCAUCGACGCAUCACCGGGGUUCGCGGAUUGCCACAAGUGCGAGAAUCUAGAGCCACUUGAACAUUAACCACGUUUUUCCUUCGCACUACACUUUUUCCUUGUCGUGUAUUCACAUUCAUCCAUUGUUACGAUCCAAUGGCGUUCAAGUAUUCAACAGGACAGCUCUCGCGGAGCUUGUCCAAGGCGACGACAUCUGCGCGCAAUGCCUCAUCGCCUCUCACCAUGGCGCUGCCGAAGCAGUCGGCUGCACAGCUUAGAUCAAUGGCGACGGUCGUACCACCCGUGACGCAAAACUCUGCUGGAUCCAAGGGACCGACGGCGAUGGUAUUCAUGAACAUGGGUGGCCCUUCAACGACGGACGAAGUGGGAGACUUUCUGAGCAGGCUUUUUGCAGAUGGCGACUUGAUUCCCCUUGGCCGUUUCCAGAACUACCUCGGUCCCCUGAUUUCGAAGCGACGAACUCCCAAGAUCCAGAAGCAAUACGCCGAUAUUGGUGGCGGCUCACCUAUUCGCAAGUGGUCUGAGUAUCAGAACGCCGAGAUGUGCAAGAUUCUCGAUGAGAUCUCACCCGAGACAGCGCCACACAAGCCGUAUACGGCUUUCCGCUACGCCGACCCUCUGACCGAGGAGAUGUACAACAAGCUUUUCGAGGAUGGCUUUGGAAAGGGAAGAGGCGGAAGAGCGGUCGCGUUUACACAAUACCCCCAGUACUCGUGCUCAACGACAGGAAGCAGCAUCAACGAGCUGUGGAAGUGGAGGCAAAGGCUGGAGGGCAAGGCCGUCGGAGAGACGACACCUGGCGACGGUACCAUUUCAUGGAGUGUGAUCGAUCGCUGGCCGGUACACCCGGGCCUGGUCGAGGCGUUUGCGCAGAACAUUGAGGCGAAGUUAUUGGAAUACCCUGAGGACAGACGCAAGGACGCCGUCUUGAUCUUCUCCGCUCACAGCUUGCCCAUGUCUGUGGUCAACAGAGGCGACCCGUACCCGGCCGAAGUUGCCGCGACCGUGUACGCUGUCAUGCAGCGCCUCAAAUUUUCCAACCCCUACCGCCUCUGCUGGCAGUCCCAGGUCGGCCCGUCCGCCUGGCUAGGACCCCAGACCUCCGACUCGGUUGAGAACUACGUCCACAAGGGCCAGAAGGACCUUGUGUUGAUUCCCAUUGCCUUCACAUCAGACCACAUCGAGACUUUGUUCGAGCUGGACCUUGAAGUCAUCGCUGACUCUGGAAGCCCGGAGACGGUCAAGAGAGUGGAGAGUUUGAACGGUAGCCCCGUUUUCAUCAAGGCUCUCGCGGACAUUGCCAAGGCUCAUCUUGAUAGCAGUGUAGCGUGCUCGCCGCAGAUGGAGUUGCGGUGCCCUGGCUGCAAGAGCGAGCGGUGCCUGGAGUCGAAGAAGUUCUUUGCCGGACAGCAGUCAAAGCUUCUCCCCGCGCAAGAGAAGACUCUUGCCCAAUAAAGAAUGAGUCGCAUCUAAUUUGCGGCAUGUAAUUGUGUAUUAUAUCAGGAAUCGGGGAUCUGUUAGGGUCUAAAAUGGCAUUCGGAGAAUGGCGAAUUCAAAAGCACAUCAACUCUCAACUCUCUUCCAUCUUCCAUGCAUGAAGUGAUUCGCCCGCAGCUUUGUAAACAACCUAUUUUCGCAUUGGGGACGUAUGGUGAUUGCGAAGUAACCAAGUGCAAGGAAGCAAGGAUUGGAAAUGCUUGAGGGGACUUUGCCUGUGAUAAUGACGCCACUGUAUUUCUGGAAAUGUGCUAACAAUUUCCAAACCUAGCUCCACCAACGAUCGCCCUCAAUCAAUCUGCCCUCGGUGAAGCUACAAAUCGACUCCAUCACGCUUACAUAGUUGACGGUAGGCUAUGUUGAAGACACGGCCUUUGGCACGCAAAGUAUUUCGAGCUCAAACCUUCGAUAUUCGACGAAAUAUGAGCUCUCAAAACAAGAUUCAUUUCGGGCCAUUUGAGGUCACCAGCCAGGUCAGUUGCAUUCCAUCACAGUCAAUGACACCCUAUUAUGCGUCGAUCUCAAAUUGGCCUCGCGGCAUCUCAUAACGAUCUUGAUAUGAACACGAUUUAUGGAUGUGACAUGGGCACUACUUCAUUUCAACAUCAAGAAACCUGAACUCGGGCAUCACAGCUACACUCAUAGACUAACACAAGACCAGGUCUUCUUCAAGACGGCACACUCCUUCGCCCUGGUCAACCUCAAGCCCCUCCUCCCAGGCCACGUCCUCGUCUGCCCCCUCCAGCCUCACAAACGCCUCACGGAUCUCCAGCCGGCCGAGGUGACGGACCUCUUCACGACGACACAGCUCAUCCAGAAGAUGCUCGCGCGCCGUUACUUCUCCAACGCCACGUCCACAUCAGAGCCGGCGGCGCCGGAGGCCGGAUCGUUUAACAUUGCGGUUCAGGACGGCGCCGACGCGGGCCAGACGGUGUCGCACGUUCACGUUCACAUCAUCCCGCGCGUCCCCGGCGAGACGGGCAAGGACGGGGAAGGGCCGAGGGAUGAGAUUUAUGAGCAGAUGUCUGCUGAAGAUGGCAAUGUUGGUGGCGCGUUGUGGGAUGCGGAGUUGGGUAGGCGGCCGGAGGCUGGAGGAAAGUUUGCGAAGAUUGAGGAUGCGAUGAGGAAGGCGAGGAGUAUGGCGGAGAUGAUGGCUGAGGCGAACUCGUAUAGAGAAUUAUUGAAGGAUAUGGGAGCUUCAAGUGAGAGUUAAGUAUCGAAUAGCGACCAUAUCACGAUGAAUUGAGC